AUGUCUCGCCAUAUCCUUUCCAAAGACGGCGUUCCCAUCACCCUCCCCGACGGCCUUACGGAAGACCAACUAUGGUCAUUCAAACCAUUUACUACAUGGAUGUCCACCCUCUCGCGCUCCCUGGCGCUGCAGGCCUCCUCGUCCUCGUCCUCUCCCGCGCACCCCUUCCGCGUGGACCCGUACGUGCUGCGCUCCGUCACCGUGCAGGCCUUUGACCGCUUCGGCGGCUCGCGCGUCGGCUUCGUCAAGCUCGCGGCCGUCGUGUCCAACGGGGCGGGCGAGACGCUGCCCGCGGCCGCGCUGCUCCGCGGCCCGAGCGUGGCCAUGCUCGUCAUGCUCGUCCCCGACGACGUCCCGGACGGCGGCGACGAGCGCUACGUGGUGCUCACCGUGCAGCCGCGCGUGCCGGCCGGCAGCCUCGGCUUCGUGGAGCUGCCGGCCGGCAUGGUGGACGACGCGGGCAAUUUUAAGGGGGUCGCGGCGCAGGAGAUGGAGGAGGAGCUGGGCAUGACCAUUGCCGAGGAGGACCUGACGUGUCUGAGCGAGUUGGCGGCGGCGGGUGAGGUGGAGAAGGAGGAGGAGGAGGGUUUGCCGGCGGCCAUGUAUCCGAGCGCGGGCGGGUGUGAUGAGCACGUCACAAUAUAUAGUUGUGAGCGCAGGAUACCGCGCAGCGAGCUGCACAGCUGGAGCGGGCGCCUGACGGGCCUGCGGGACCGUGGGGAAAAGAUUACGUUGAAGAUUGUGCCGAUGAAGGAGGCGUGGAAGGCCGGCGCGCGCGAUGCAAAGACACUUGGCGCGCUGGCUCUGUGGGAAGGGCUGCGGCGAGAAGGCAAGGUCUAA
Cordyceps militaris CM01 is the source of this 840-nucleotide messenger RNA. Its product is annotated as NUDIX family hydrolase. Bases 1 to 840 code for a protein of 279 amino acids. Gene Ontology annotation, molecular function: ADP-ribose pyrophosphatase activity; ADP-glucose pyrophosphatase activity. Lineage: Eukaryota; Fungi; Ascomycota; Sordariomycetes; Hypocreales; Cordycipitaceae. The transcript has 2 exons. Gene Ontology annotation, biological process: nucleoside phosphate metabolic process; ribose phosphate metabolic process. The record is from RefSeq and is a predicted model, not a curated record.